UGCAUGAUGGGCAUGCCCAGCCUAGCCCAGCCCCUAGAGCACAGCAGCUCCGUAUUUCUUUUGUUUUCUAUGAAUCUGAGAAGAAACUGACGAUGGAGUUGAAGAGUUAGUAGAUGAAGCUGGUUGAUUAGAAUGGCUGGUUAAGAUGUUCUCAGAAUACAGGAUUCAUCCAGCUCUGCUUCUCCUGCUUUACUGUCUGCUGUGCUCAGCUGGAGAAGAGGUUGUCAGACUGCAGGAGCUGGAGGGAAACACUGUGACCAUCCAUACUGGAUUAACUGGAGUUCAGAGUGAUGCUCACAUACUGUGGUUCUAUAGAUCUGAGAAUACAGAUAUAAAGAUAGUGAAUAGUCUGAUCAUUAGAGGAGAGAUUAUUACAGACUAUUACAGUGAGAGAUUCAGAGACAGACUGCAGCUGAACAGAACCAGUGGAUCUUUAACCAUCAGGAACAUCAGCAGAGAAGAUUCUGGAGUUUAUAAACUACACAUCAUUACUGGAAUAUCCUCAGUCUGGAGUUUCAGUGUUGAUGUCUAUGCUCCAGUAUUAAAGCCAGUCAUAAGAAAUCAAGCUGAAAAGCGCUCAGUGACUCUCAGAGAGUCGUGUUCUCCUCUGUGCUCUGUGGAGAAUGGGAAGGAUGUGAGUUUGUCCUGGUAUGAAGAGAAAGAGAGAAUCUCCAGCAUCAGCAGCUCAGAUUCCAGUGAACGUCUUUAUCUUCCUCUGAAUAAAACCAACCCAGACUGUUCUACUUACACCUGUGUAGCUGCUAAUCCAGUCAGCACUCAGACAACCCAGCUCGACAUUACAAACAUCUGCUGUAAGUCAGUCUCAGGUACGAAAGGUCCUAGAGAUCCCUCCAAAUCACUGGCUGCUGUUCUGACACCUGUUGGUCUGAUUGUUGCUCUAUCAAUUUUAUUUGUGUGGAUCUGGAAAAAGAAGACAAAGCAACAAGGCAAGAGAUACAGCUGGUUUUACAACAUCAGUUGUCUUUCAUUAUUUUAUUAUCAUUAUUAGUUUUUUGUUUGUUUGCUAUUUUGUUUUAUACAUAGCACAAUAUACUGUCCUGUCUUUUGUCUGCAGCUUGUGAAGACGCUGAGCUGAAUUAUGCUGAAGUGAAAACUAAACCUCACAGUUCAAAUGAAGCUCAUGAGGUAAACAGAGCUGGAGGGACAGAAGUUCAAGACCAGACUGAGCCAGUGGUGUACUCUCCUAUCAGGACGUAACUCUGUAUUUCAGCAUCAGAAUAUCCUCUUUAAUUAUAUUUUACAUUUUUAGCCCAUUACUGCCUUCUUUUCCUCAGUAUUCAACCUGCUAGCUGUUUAAAACUAGCCACAAGCAUUAACUGUAUUUGUGUAUUUGUGCUGUGUUCCUUGUUUAGGGUAUGAAUUUCAUGAAAACAUUUCAUUCUGAACAACUAUAAACUGGCAUUUCAGUA
Pygocentrus nattereri (red-bellied piranha) is the source of this 1430-nucleotide messenger RNA. Its product is annotated as CD48 antigen-like. Bases 146 to 1009 code for a protein of 287 amino acids. The transcript is spliced from 5 exons. The record is from RefSeq and is a predicted model, not a curated record. NCBI's taxonomy places the organism in Eukaryota, Metazoa, Chordata, Actinopteri, Characiformes, Serrasalmidae.